Selaginella moellendorffii is the source of this 2701-nucleotide messenger RNA. RefSeq names its product WD and tetratricopeptide repeats protein 1. Gene Ontology annotation, cellular component: Cul4-RING E3 ubiquitin ligase complex; cytoplasm. The record is from RefSeq and is a predicted model, not a curated record. Gene Ontology annotation, biological process: negative regulation of fatty acid biosynthetic process. Gene Ontology annotation, molecular function: protein binding. The transcript is spliced from 19 exons. Bases 45 to 2477 code for a protein of 810 amino acids. Lineage: Eukaryota; Viridiplantae; Streptophyta; Lycopodiopsida; Selaginellales; Selaginellaceae.
GCGCGUGGCGGAAUUGCUGGGGUUAGGGGGAGGAGGCGGCGGCGAUGGCCCGGGUGAGCGCGCGAGACAGGAACAUUUUCGGCCUCGUCGAUGGCCGCAGCAUCGAUUCGCAGGAGGUGCCGUAUCCAUACCAGGAGCACAAUCCAAUGCGAGCGCUCCAAAUGCAUCCAGCUCUUUUAGCUCGCUUGCAUCGCGAAAAGGCCCUCGAGGGUCACAAUGGAUGUGUGAAUUCUUUGGCGUGGAACACAACUGGUUCCCUGUUACUCUCGGGCUCUGAUGACACAAGGGUGAAUGUUUGGGACUAUAACACACGGAAGCUCCUACAAAGUGUUGAUUCCGGUCACAUCGCCAACAUUUUUUGCACAAAGUUCUUACCGGCUAGCGGGGACGACAUUGUUGUGUCUGGAGCCGGUGAUUCGGAGGUGAGGAUACACAGACGGAGUCGUGUGGCUGCUACUGGAAGCAGUGAGCCAUUUGGACUCUUCCGUUGUCAUUCCAAGCGCGUGAAGAAACUGGCUGUUGAAGAAGGAAAUCCACACUUAAUCUGGAGUGCCAGUGAAGAUGGUACUCUUAGGCAACACGACUUACGCCAGUCCGUGACGUGCGGAGCGGAGCAGGAAUGCCGUAAUAUUCUCCUCGAUUUAAGAAAUGGAGCGAAAAAAACCCUGUCUGAUCCUCCCAAAGGAUCUUUUGCUCUGAAGUCAUGCUCUAUAAAUCCGACCCGUCCGCAUCAAAUUCUCAUUGGUGGCAGCGAUUCAUUUGCCCGUCUGUACGAUAGAAGGAUGCUUCCGCCACUGACUCCAUCUGGCCAGCAAUCUAAACCACCAGCUUGCGUUUGCUAUUACUGUCCAAUGCAUCUUUCUGAUCGUGCCAGUUUGCACCUUACACAUGUUACGUUCAGCCCUGAUGGCGGCGAGGUACUUUUGAGCUACAGCGGAGAACACGUCUACUUGUUAGAUGCGUACAAUGGGAAUGAUGCUACCGUUGUCUAUGCUGCCGGUGAUGUUCCGAGAAGGACUGCCUUAGUCCCUAUCGUGAAUGGUCAACAGUAUAAAGUACCCUCAACACAAGAAGUGCCUUCAGGCAAUAAAAGAGUUCUUCUUCGGGAAUGCAAGGAGCUCUUGGAAGAGGCACGGAGAGCCUUAGAAGAAGGAAAUUCAUUCUGUGCGAUUGAAACGACAAGUGAAGUUCUUGAAACUAGUGGAGUUGUCCUGGAACCACAGCUUCGGCAUGAUUUGCUGUGCCUUCGCGCCGGAGCUUUUGUGAAGAGAGGAUGGAAAAACGACAUGCAUAUGGCUGUUCGCGAUAGCAAUGCAGCUCGACUUAUUGAUCCCAUGUCAGUAGUGGCUCAUCACAGAAUGGCCGAGGCACUUUCUCAGUUAGGGAGACAUAAGGAAGCGUGGGAGUUCGCAACGAGAGCUCACCAUCUCGAUCCUGAAGAUGGUACUCUUUCCGAUCAUGUGACGCAGCUGCAUUCGAAGCUUGUUGCUGCCGAGCAAGCUCGGAACGUCUGGAAUAACGAAGAAACAAAACCGGAGAGACGCCCUUCAAGGAUUCAAUCCUUGAGAGAAUUUUUAUUUAGACAGGAACAAGAUCACAGUGAUUCUUCAGAGGAAAGCAGGAGAGCAGAAAGAUAUGACUCUGAUCUUGAAGAAGAGGACAUGGAGAUGGAGAUCGAGAUGUCCGUCACUGAGGACAACGAUCGAGACCGAGAAAGCGGAGCCCCUAGUAGUUUGAACUUAAGAGUUCGAAGAAAAUGUGAUGGUGGUCGAGAGAAGCAGGCAAAUACGGUAGCUUCAGGAGCACCAGAACUACAAACGGACAUUGCUAUGGACAUGCGGCAGCGAUACGUGGGGCAUUGCAACACCGGAACAGACAUCAAGCAGGCGAGCUUUCUCGGAGAAAGAGGGAAAUUCGUUGCGAGCGGUAGUGACGAUGGCCUGUGGUUUAUCUGGGAGAAAGAAACUGGAAGAUUUGUAACGAUGCUAGCCGGAGACGAUAGCGUUGUAAAUUGUAUACAGUGCCAUCCUCAUGAUUGCUUGGUGGCAACGAGCGGAAUUGACAACACUAUUAAGCUCUGGUCACCCAGUUCUAAUACUGAAGCUCGGCGUGCCAAAGGAGCCGACUCUGACGCUCUUCGCAUCAUGGCCGACAACCAACAACAGAUGCGCCGCCAUCGUGAGAUUGGAUUCUUGCUGAUUACUCAAUGGUGGAGUGCCAGGCGGUUCGAAUUUAUGCCAGAGAAUGGACACCUCGGUGGUGCUGAAACCGGAUCUAAUCCCCCGACUGAGUGCUGGGAUUCAUUCCAUCCUUGCCUCUCUUUUUUUUUCUUGUUCUUGUCCUCUGGCUAUGGUGGUCUUCUCGUCGUUUUGGUUUCUUCCUUUCUUUUUGUUUCAUCGAUGUCCUUAACGUUCUUUCAUUGUGUACUAACUCGUGCUUGUGUGGUGUAUUUGUCUUCUUUUGGAACAGGCCAAUAGAACUUCUCCAGCGGAUUAGGGGAGUAGAAGCCGCUGUUCAUCCGUUCGAGUGUACACAAAGCUAGGACAAGAAAGAGCUAGAGGUUUGUUUGAUUGAUCUUUCUUCUUACCUUGGUUUUCUCUCCUCCAAGUUUUCUAGUUCUUUCUCAGCAACAGUGCUUGCAGCUAGGCAAAAAACGAGAUUUGUAAAUAAACGGGCAAGUUAAAAUGGCGCGAGUUUUUUC